This is a messenger RNA of Sclerotinia trifoliorum, 2336 nucleotides long. NCBI's taxonomy places the organism in Eukaryota, Fungi, Ascomycota, Leotiomycetes, Helotiales, Sclerotiniaceae. The record is from the annotation of a GenBank genome assembly.
UUGUGCUCCGUGUCAUUGGAGCUCGGCAUAUCUUGACUUCCAUUUCAUAUUAGAAGUAACAACAACCUUAGAACCAUUCAACCUUCAAUUCAACAAAGGGAGAGAAAAGCACAAGAAAUUCUUUUAUUUAUUUUUCUAUUUUCGUACAUAACACAUUUCGCAAGCACAAUAUUCAGUCAUUCAUUAUAAUAGUCAACAUACUAGAGGGGUAGACAGAAACCUGGGUUGUACGAAGAGAGAGAAUGCUUGGGCCAUCAAAACAAUUUAGGUGACCAUGACUACUUCUACGGAUUCAAAUCAUCCAUUUAUCGAGACGUUAGGACUUACUAGUGAUGAAUUUACGAGGGAGCAGGCAUUUGUGACGGAUGGAACUUUGACGGUAGGGAGAAACGCUUCCUUGACCUUGGGAACGGAUUCUCUAAUUGUGCUAGGUGAGUUCUAGAUUAUGAAUUCCGGGAGAAUUGGAGGAACUCUGCUGAUGGAAGAACAGAUGAGGCUUUUGAGAAGGGAACCGCAACUUGUUGUGGACUUUGGCCUUUUGGUUCGAGUGAGUCUAGCUCAUUGUAUCCUUCCGACUUACUCCAUAUUGAUACACCAUAUAGGUUCUGCGAAUACGAGACCAAUUCCUUUUUACAACGUCCUCUCAGCCGAGAUAUCAGAUACGAACGAGCUUUCCAUUCGAUACGCGACGCCUACUUCGAAGAAAAGGGUACAACCCACAGCGCUAAAUUUUGCGGUGGAAUCACAUUCUAAAGAAGAAGUAGAGAAAUGGAUAGCCAAAUUAUUAGAUCGAUCAUAUGGCGAAUCGCAACAAGGGAAACGGGCGAAAGUCUUGGUGAAUCCUCAUAGUGGCAAGGGAAAGGCGCAAAAGUACUAUGACCGCGACGUAGAACCACUUCUGAAGGCAGCACGCUGUAGUAUCGACGUGGUGAAGACGAAAUUUCAAGGGGAGGCGGUUACGAUAGUCGAAGAUAUGGAUAUUGAAGCGUAUGAUAUGGUUGUCUGCUGCUCUGGGGAUGGAUUGGCGCAUGAGGUUUUCAAUGGCCUCGGGAAAAGACAGGAUGCGAAAAGGGCUCUAUCGAAAAUCGCGGUGACGCAUGUACCAUGUGGAAGUGGAAAUGCUAUGAGCAUGAAUCUAAGUGGGACAGAUAGUGCGAGUAUGGCUACGUUGGCCAUUAUCAAAGGAAUUCCCACGCCUCUAGAUCUCAUAUCGAUUACUCAAGGAGAGACACGAACGUUUAGUUUUUUAUCCCAGUCUGUAGGAAUUGUGGCCGAGGCGGAUUUAGCUACGGAAAAUAUGCGUUGGAUGGGAUCUACACGAUUUACCUAUGGAUUUCUGGAGAGAAUUAUUGGACAGGCACUUUAUCCUUGUGAUAUUGCCGUCAAGGUUGCGAUAGAAGAUAAACCCAGCAUAAGAGAACAUUAUAGAAAGGAGAUGAGCAAUCACGAACCAGCAAGCGAGAGAAGAGGAUACAAGUACCUUUUAGAUGAUGAUGCUUCGGCUAGUAGCGGGAUGGAUGAUGGAUUACCUCCGUUAAGAUAUGGUACUGUGAACGAUAAAUUGCCGGAUGGUUGGGAAAUGGUUCCAUAUGACAAACUGGGGAACUUCUAUUGUGGGAAUGUAAGUUUUGGUUUCCUCUGUUUGCAUCCUUAUAUCAGAUGCCGCGCCGGCGCAUAGACGUCGAAAUGUCAACAUUGCUCAAAAUCAAAAUACUAACCAAAAGAAGAUGGCAUACAUGGCCUCAGACGCCAGUUUCUUCUCGGCUGCUCUUCCAAACGACGGAUACAUGGAUCUGAUCUGUAUCAAUGGCGACAUAAGUCGUCUUUCAGCCAUCAAGAUGAUGUUGUCAGUGGAAUCGGGAAAAUUAUUCGAUAUACCUAAUGUAUGGUACCGCAAAAUCCUCGGGUACCGAAUCAUUCCGAAGCAGAAGGGCGAUGGGUAUAUAAGUAUCGAUGGGGAGAGGGUUCCUUUUCAACCGUUUCAAGCGGAGGUACACAAGGGAUUGGGUACGGUACUCUCGAAAACGGGUCACAUGUAUGAGUGGCGUGGUCCUGUUUGAAUUUUUGGUUCGGGAAUGGAGCUUUUUCAUGUCUGCAUAUUUCAUCGUGCACGUUACUUUGGGCCUGACUAGGCUUUAAAGUAUGAAUGCCACAGUUAUAUGCAAGCCUUUGGGACUGCAAGGGGCUCGUCAAGAAGGGAUUUGGCGAGGCGUUUAGGUUUCUUGUGCAUUAUGGUUCUUCAAAGCCGACCUAAAAUGAUACCCAAAGAUGGUUUGGUUCGCAUCAGCGGCUUGGUUGAUAUAUUUGUCAAAAUUAGAGAUCUUUUUAUUCUGCUA